Molecule: messenger RNA, 402 nt
Organism: Knipowitschia caucasica
Lineage: Eukaryota; Metazoa; Chordata; Actinopteri; Gobiiformes; Gobiidae
Source: the annotation of a GenBank genome assembly
AUGAAGCGCCUCAGCCUGUCCGUCUGCAGCCUCCUGCGCCUCAGCCUGUCCGUCUGCAGCCUCCUGCGCCUCAGCCUGUCCGUCUGCAGCCUCCUGCGCCUCAGCCUGUCCGUCUGCAGCCUCCUGCGCCUCAGCCUGCGCCUCAGCCUGCGCCUCAGCCUGCGCCUCAGCCUGCGCCUCAGCCUGCACCUCAGCCUGCGCCUCAGCCUGCGCCUCAGCCUGCGCCUCAGCCUGCGCCUCAGCCUGCGCCGCUCCAGCCGCCGGCUCCGCUCCAGCCGCCGGCUCCGCUCCAGCCGCCGGCUCCGCUCCAGCCUAGUCCAGAAGCAGACAUGGCCUCCACUUCCUCAGCUUCAUCUCUGUCCCAUUCUGUCCCAUCAGCUCCUCCGAUACAAGUCCCUGUAA